AUGAGCCGACCUCGCUUCUUCAAUGCUCCCCGAAAGGGCGAGAACUUUGAGUUGCGUGCCGACCUCAACUCCGAGUAUCGCGAUCGCAGAAAAGAUGCCAUCAAGCGUGUCAUCGCCAACAUGACCGUAGGCAAGGAUGUCAGUGGUCUCUUUCCCGAUGUGCUCAAAAACAUGCAGACCGAGGAUCUCGAACAGAAGAAGCUCGUCUAUCUCUACCUGAUGAACUAUGCCAAGACACAGCCAGAGCUCGUUAUUCUCGCCGUCAACACCUUUGUCAAGGACUCGGAAGACCCAAAUCCGCUCAUUCGAGCUCUCGCGAUCCGUACCAUGGGCUGCUUGCGCGCAGAAAAGAUCAUCGACUAUCUCUCGGACCCCCUCGAAAAGUCGUUGCGCGACGAAAACCCAUACGUGCGCAAGACCGCCGCCAUCUGCGUCGCCAAGCUCUACGACCUCAAGCCCGAGCUCGCAUUGGAUCGAGGCUUCGUGGGCAUGCUCAAGGACAUGGUCGGCGACAGCAAUCCAAUGGUCGUGGCAAACGCCGUCACCGCACUCACAGACAUUCACCAGACCGCGCUCGAGACCGACCCAUCAGGUCAGUCGGCCGUCUUUGUCAUCGACUCGGAGGUGCUCACCAAGCUGCUCAUCGCGCUCAACGAAUGCACCGAAUGGGGUCGCAUCGCCAUCCUCAACUCGCUCGCCCGCUAUCGAGCUCGAGACGAAAAGCAAGCAGAACACAUCUGCGAGCGUGUCAUGCCUCAGUUCCAACACGCAAACGGCAGCGUCGUCCUCGGCGCCGUCAAGGUCAUCCUCAUCCACAUGACCAAAGUGCGCAACAACGACGAACUCAUCAAGCAGCUCGUACGGAAGAUGGCGCCUCCCUUGGUCACUCUCAUCUCGUCAGCUCCCGAAGUGCAAUGGGUCGCUCUACGCAACAUCAACCUUGUCCUCCAAAAGCGACCGGACAUCUUGCAGAACGAGCUCCGCGUCUUCUUUUGCAAGUACAACGACCCAUCCUACGUCAAGCUCGAGAAGGUCGAGAUCAUGAUCAAGCUCGCCAACGAGCGCAACGUCGACAUGCUCCUUUCCGAGCUCAAAGAGUACGCUUCCGAGGUGGAUGUCGACUUCGUGCGAAGGGCGAUUCGCGCCAUCGGCCAGUGCGCCAUCAAGAUCGACGCUGCUGCAGAGAGGUGUGUCCACGUACUGCUUGACCUCAUCGCCACCAAGGUGAGCUAUGUCGUGCAAGAAGCCGUCGUGGUCAUCAAGGACAUCUUCCGAAAGUACCCGCACAACUACGAAGGAAUCAUCCCGACGCUGUGUUCGAACCUCGAAGAGCUCGACGAACCCGAGGCUAAAGGUUCGCUCAUCUGGAUCCUCGGCGAGUACGCAGACAAGAUCUCCAACGCCGAAGACUUGCUUGCGCAUUUCCUCGACUCGUUCACCGAAGAGCCGUACCAGGUGCAGUUCCAGACGCUCACCGCCAUCGUCAAAGCCUUCCUCAAGAAGCCGGACAGCAGUCUAGCGCAGCAGAUCGUACAGCAGGUCUUGGAGAAGGCGACCAAGGAGUGCGACUCGCCAGAUCUGCGCGAUCGCGCAUUCAUCUACUGGCGAUUGCUCUCCUCCUCCGACUCGGCUGCAGGGAGAAACGUCAUCUUGGCUUCACGACCGCCCAUUUCGAUUCCUUUGACCACAGUGCCGCCAGCGGUGCUGGAUGAGCUUGUGUCGGAGCUGUCGAGUCUUGCAAGUGCGUACCACAAGCCGGCGGCGACGUUCAUUGGUAAGGCGAGGAUUGGAGCUGAUGGCGUCAAGGGACAGGUUGGCGAAGCGGAGGACGAUAUCACUAGGGAAAAGGCGUUGGCGACGGUGGUUCAGGGACAGAAGUCGGAGAAUCUGUUGGACUUUGGUGAUGACGAUGGCGAUGUUCCCGCGAGCAACGCAUCUAGUGGUGCCGGAUUGGGAGCGCUAGCUGGAUUGGAUGAUUUGAUGAUGGGCACGAGCAUUUCGACGCCGACCAUGUCGACGAAUGGAAGCGGAGGAGCGGGUGUCGGUGGUGUAGCGUCGGCGGCAGGAGGUGCCAGUGGUGGAGGUCUGAACGAUCUGUUGGGAUUGUUCGAUGCGGCGCCGGGUGCGGAGGAGCCUGGUGCGCAGAGCGGAGUGCAGGCGUUGCAGGCGUUGAAAGCUACACCUGCGAACAACAAUGCGUUCGGCUCGCCCAUCACGCCUUCGCCCGCGAGUCCAGCGAUCACAUCGGCAAGGCCGACGGCGGCUUCCGGUCAGGACGACUUGCUUGGGCUGUUCUGA
Molecule: messenger RNA, 2298 nt
Organism: Pseudozyma hubeiensis SY62
Lineage: Eukaryota; Fungi; Basidiomycota; Ustilaginomycetes; Ustilaginales; Ustilaginaceae
Product: clathrin binding protein
Exons: 1
Coding region: 1-2298 (765 amino acids)
Biological process (GO): intracellular protein transport; vesicle-mediated transport
Cellular component (GO): membrane coat
Molecular function (GO): clathrin binding
Source: RefSeq, a predicted model, not a curated record